Vigna unguiculata (cowpea) is the source of this 982-nucleotide messenger RNA. RefSeq names its product Isochorismatase family protein. NCBI's taxonomy places the organism in Eukaryota, Viridiplantae, Streptophyta, Magnoliopsida, Fabales, Fabaceae. The record is from RefSeq and is a predicted model, not a curated record.
UGCUACCGACUUAAGAAAAGUUUAUCUUAAGAAGAGACUCUGUGUUUGAAGCUCCAUUUCUGAAAUAGAGUUUGUGUUUGUUCCUUCUCUUCACCAUUUUCCUUUUGAUAUUAGUUCUUGUGCAGUGAAACCAAGACCAUUCACAGCUCAAAAUCUGCAUUUGGUGUAGUUGAGAACAGAAAUGGCAGAGGAUUGGAAGCACACAGCUCUUCUUGUCAUCGACAUGCAGAAAGAUUUUAUAGAAGAUUGGAGUCCUGUGGCACUAAAAGCAGGGAAAGACAUUGUUCCAAAUGUGGUUAAGGCCGUGGAAAUUGCAAGGGAGCGUGGCAUGCUCAUAGUUUGGGUAGUACGAGAAAACGAUCCCCUAGGAAGAGAUGUUGAGCUUUUUCGUAGGCAUUAUUAUACAGAGAGGAAAAUUAAAAUAGGGUGUAAAGGAAGUGAAGGUGCAGCAUUGGUUGAUGGGUUGGUAAUCAAAGAAGAGGAUUAUAAACUUGUUAAAACCAGGUUCAGUGCUUUCUUUGCUACACACCUUCAUUCAGUUCUUCAAGCUGCAGCAAUUCAUAAUCUCGUAAUCACCGGAAUUCAAACUCCAAAUUGUAUCAGACAAACUGUGUUUGAUGCUGUGUCAUUGGACUAUCCAAAAGUGAGUGUUAUUGUUGAUGCUACUGCAGCAGCCACACCAGAUGUUCAUCAAGCGAAUUUGUUUGACAUGGAAAAUGUUGGAGUUGCAACCCCGACUUUACAAGAAUGGAGUGAAGCCAAAGCUUGAUCUAUAGAGAAAACAACUUUUGGUGCUUUUCUGUGUUCAAUUCCAUGACUCAAAGGUGUUAGUUGAUCAAAGUGGAUUACUCGAUCUUGUUGCUACUAGCUCCUCUAUGAAAGAAUAUGAAUAUUCAAAUGUAUUAUUAGUGUUCUUCAAAUUGGAAAUGUUGUGAUACUCGAUGCAACUUCACGAUAAUAAUUCAUUCAAGUUAAAACGUAA